AUGCCUUCCAAGUCCAACCAGCCCAACCAGGAUGUCCUCCGUGUAUGUAUCAUCAUCAUCAUCAUCGUCGCAUCUUCCAUUCUUGCAUCGACCUUCGAGGCCGCGGCCAACCUGUUGGGACACCAGGCCGAGGCGGGCCCGUCGCUCGUUGUCGAGAUUCCUGAGCAGGUUGACGUCGGCGCGGAUUCUACGGAGAUGAACGUCAGCGAGGAGUCUUUGCAGGAGGAUGUCAGCGAGGAGUCUAAGCAGGAGGAUGUCAGCGAGGAGUCCGAGCAGGAGGAUGUUAGCGAGGAGUCUGAGCAGGAGGGUGUCAGCGAGGAGUCUGAGCAGGAGGGUGUCAGCGAGGAGUCUGAACAGGAAGACGCCGACGGGACCAUUGUCGCCGAGAAGCUCGUUAUUCCGCAGAAGACCUUCGCCAUCCCUACUACCAAGGUCCACAGCAAGCCUGCCAUCCCCGCCACCAAGGUCCACAGCAAGCCUGCCAUCCCCGCCAUCAAGGUCCACAGCAAGCUCACCACCCCCGUCAUCCCCUCCGACCUCUUCGCCACCGUCGUCGCCGACCCAGUCUUCAUGAACUGGUGCAUGGACCCUACCACCACCGCCCUUACCCCGGACCGGGCCCGCGACUUCCCCCACGUCGCUAACCACCCCUUGCAGUCGGAGUUGAAGGCCAAACACCAUAACGAGAUGGCCGCCGUCGACAAGACUUCCACGAAGAAGAAGACGCACAAGCCCAUCGUCGUUGCCGUCGGAAAGAAGAACAAGGUCCGCUUCUUCUCCCUGUCUCCUUCUCGCUCCGUGGACCGCGGCCGGACUUCGAAGCGCGUGUAG
Molecule: messenger RNA, 831 nt
Organism: Zymoseptoria tritici IPO323
Lineage: Eukaryota; Fungi; Ascomycota; Dothideomycetes; Mycosphaerellales; Mycosphaerellaceae
Exons: 1
Coding region: 1-831 (276 amino acids)
Source: RefSeq, a predicted model, not a curated record